Messenger RNA from Drosophila eugracilis, 2710 nucleotides. RefSeq lists its product as uncharacterized. The transcript has 4 exons. Lineage: Eukaryota; Metazoa; Arthropoda; Insecta; Diptera; Drosophilidae. The record is from RefSeq and is a predicted model, not a curated record. The coding region runs from base 1158 to 2357 and encodes 399 amino acids. Gene Ontology annotation, biological process: cell surface receptor signaling pathway via JAK-STAT; embryonic development via the syncytial blastoderm.
GACAAAACUCCCGAAAAUUCCUAUUAAAUCUUUCUAGAAGUUACUCUUUCCUUUACAGACACCUUUAUAGGGUAUCACUUGGCCUAUACCCUUGCCAUUUAAGCCUUGUAUUGAGUUCUCAACCGCUCAGCUGUGUUCUUUUAUGGCUUUGUUUUUGGCACAACUCAAACGGCGAAUGUUUUGAGCGCUUUUCUUGCGCUGCCCCUUUUUGUUUGCGUUUUUGUUUUUGUGAUUUUUUUUUAUUAAUUUUUUUUUCUGCUUUUUUUUUUUAGAGAUUGCAAACACUCAUGACGGCCGCCGGUCGACAAGCCGAUAUACACUCACUCCCGCCCGAGAGAGUGGCUCUCCCUGUCCCUGUCCCACCCCAUAACGCUGACGCUUUGGCCGUCUCUCUUGCGCUCACAGCACGGCUGAAGCUUCUGAAGCGAGGCGAGCGGUCGAUCCGUCAGUUUGGGCGUCCGCCUCCUCAUUAGUAUGCUCAUAGUAACUGAGGAGUUCACUACGUCUUGCUACGCCGGCCCCAAAAAACGAAAAAAACCAUAUAGAGCUGCAUGCGAAAAAUAAGUUGGCAAAAAAAAAAUAUAGCAGCAGCAGCAGCAGCAACAGGAGAAGAAGAAGAAGAAGUAACACAAAAAAAAAAAACAAAAACAAAACUUAAGUCAAGACGAGGAGAAGAAAGCCACUCCAAUCCACUCUCGGCAUCGCUCUCCACCGGCGAGAAAUCGACAGCGACUUGGGCUUCAACUUCGAUCGGAUCGGAAUCAAAUCAUACCGGACAGUCGAAGGCAGCGCGUCGACACUUAACGCGAUAGUUCCUCAAAUCGGAGAUAUAAAAAUCUAUAUAAAAAGAAAACCAAAAAAUCAAAAAACAAAAACAUAAACUUUUAAGAUAUAUUUUGCCAAGUGUUGUCCGCGUUUGCAAAAUUUUAUAUUUUUUUCGACUUCUUUUUUUUUUUGGCAUUCUGGAAGCUUCUUCCUUCCGGUUAUUACAAAAAACAAACACAAGAACUAUUGCAAGAAACUUCCAGCAAUUAGUUAGUUGGCCAAAACCAAAAGUGUCUCUGUGUGUGUGUUAGUGUUAGUGCAUAUGCGUGUGCGUGUAUUACAGCCAAGUACGAGAAUUUGUGCGGAAUUAUCAGCCAACGAUUUUUAUGUAAAUGACGACAGCUGCCCGCCCGCUCGACGUCAGCAGGAGCAGGAGCAGCGGUGGUAGCGGCAACAAGACGGCGAACACAACGACAUCAACGGAACCGCAGCCGCAACCGCAGCCGUCCGUGGAUCGACGACGUCUGAACAGGAUCUGGUUGUUGGUCAUCUUAGCUUUUACCAUGUCCCAACUUACCAGCGGCGGUGGCGGUUGCGGUGUCUCAGCUGCCCCCAUCACAGAAUCUAAUGCCACAAAUAGUAGCAGCAACAGCAGCAGCAGCAGUAGUUCAAAUCCCUUGAAGCAUCUACAGAAGCGUUCACAGGCUGUCAACUUCCGGAUGUACUUCCAGCAGAAGCUCAAUGCCAGCAGUGUGCAUAGGGAUUGGGAGAACACGUGUGGCCAUAAGCCAACGGGCCUGAAUGAGACGCACAACAAGGCGAAGCGCUGCAAGAAGAGGCAAAUGAUUCUUCAGAAACUGCAGAGCCAAACUGGCCGGGAACUGAAGAGUGUCCAGGGCGAGGACAAGGCCAGGACCACCACCAACUCAGAUCACAUGGCCGGCGUUCGGAUAAAGGCCCUGGAUAUUAGUAAUAAGCAUAAAUGGGUCCUGCACAAAGUCAACUAUAAGUUUCUGCCACGUCUGAAUAUUAGCAGUCAACAGCUGAAUCUACGCCAUGUUCACCGUGACCUUCAGAUCUAUGUCGGAGCCUUUACCUAUCUGCGCAACGUUAACCUGCACUGGGACUUGGCCAAUUUGCAGGCCAAAAGUGUGCUCUCCGACGAGCUGGAUCGAAUGCGAAAGUCAGCCAGGGAUAUGCUUUGCAGCGUUGAGGAGGCCAUCAAUUUAACCAACCUGCUAUAUGCACCAAAUCGCCAGAGGGCGCAAAAGCAGCUGGGUCAAAAGAAACGACGGCAGGCACAGCCUGUGGUGACCUAUAAGAUCUUGCCGCGUCACCUGAUGGAGAAACGUUUGCAGCAGUUCAAGUCGCCGCUAGUACAGCUACAUCAGCAGGCAACAUUGGCGGCGCGAGGAGAAGAUGUGCCACCACCCCAGGAUACCAAUGAUCUGGAAAAAGAUGCAUUAUUUGCCAAAUUGAAGUUUGUUCAGUACAUGAAGAGUGUUCGGAAGAUACUAAGCAGUCAGCGAAAGAAUCUGUGUAAGGUGCGGACUCUGAAAAUGGAUCAGAAGCAGAAGCUAAGCCAGAACUAGAUCAAAAAAUAAGAAAAAAAGAAAAGAAAAGCUAAAGGAAACAAACCGGUGAAACCUCCAUUCCACAAAAAAAAAAAAACGAGGCUCAUUCCAUGAAAAAACAACAUCCUUAAUUUAUUGAAAAACAUCCUUAAUCUAUAUAUAUAUAUAUAUUUAUUACUCAUGCCACACAUUAUAUACCUGUCACGAAUCACGAGGAAUCCCAAAAAGAUAGACAAUCCCAAGGCUAUGAAAAAAUGAUGAGAAAAAUGAUGAAACUGAACUAUGAAAAAACCGAAUAAGCAAAAAGAACAACUAACCACCAAGCCGAAUGAAGAUACUUUUGAUAUCUUAACUAACUAUCUUAUUAUUUU